Westerdykella ornata is the source of this 1643-nucleotide messenger RNA. RefSeq lists its product as uncharacterized. Bases 202 to 1251 code for a protein of 349 amino acids. Lineage: Eukaryota; Fungi; Ascomycota; Dothideomycetes; Pleosporales; Sporormiaceae. The record is from RefSeq and is a predicted model, not a curated record. The transcript has a single exon.
CACGCGUAAAGCCCAAGGGUGGCCAAAUGACUUCGCCAACAUAUGAAGGACGGUAACCAGCAGACUCCCUGACUUCGGGGGUUUGAAUUAGACCUCGUACUCAACACUACGUAGGUAUAAAGCUCUACGCUGUACCCAUAUUCGUUCACCGCCGACCCAGUGACCCUACAACUGACGUUGCCUUUUUCUUUCCCACCCAAGAUGGUGUCAUUGCUUUUCGCCCUCACAACCCUUCUCUCGUUAGCAAGCGCUAUCAGCCUACCACCCAACCUCCACUCCCGACAAGCCACCUCCCUCAAACCCGGCGCCUGGAUAAUCACCUACACGCCCAACGCCGCCAACUCUCCAACGUACAGAGGCCCCCUACGCAUCACUUCAACUAGUGACGCGACCUUCAUCAGCGGCGACCUCUACAAUGGCACCGUCCAACCGAACCCCGCCGACGGGAGUCCCAUUCUCCCCCGCAACAACUACUGGGGCUUCGUCCGCGCGACAAAACUCACGGCAGGCAGUAACCGUGGGUUCUCUUUGAACCUGGAGUUCUGGACCUUUGGUGGUUUCAGGCAGACCGUACGGUACUGGGAUACCAUCUGGGCAGGCCAACCCGUCGAUGGCGGAUACAUCGUCGAGCUUUCUCCUGCCUCGGCUCCCAGCGGAUACCCAGACACGCAGAACUAUUUCGAGGGGAACGUCAAGAUCGCCAGCAGCGGUGCGGUGGUGGGCAAAUUCACCAUGGGGUGGGUGAGCACAUAUCUGCGUCGCAUUAAGCUCGAGAUCGGCACCGUGAGCGGCGCCAAAGUGCCUCAGGCGGACACCAGCGGUACGCGGACGUGGAAAUCCGUGUUCGCCGAGGCGGGCUACGAUAUCAGUGUCACGGUUGGGAAGACGGAUAUUCCGGAACCGAGCAACACCGUGGGUGCGGGAUGGUUCAAUGAGGAGCAGGAGCACGAUGCUGUGCUCACAUACCGUGGCCCUACGGACUACGAUAAGGAGUGGAAGUACUAUCUUCUGAUUGUUAGGCAUAUGGUGGAGAGUUCCCGGGGAGCUAUGAUCGACCCCACAAGGAAGUACAACGGGAUUCCAAGGGAAGGCACAGCUAUAGCAAGUGAAUGGCGUGUUGGAACCAAUCCCGAUGGAACCCCUGAUACCAUCGACAAUGUACCGUGGCCGGCGUCUGUGGUGGGCAAAAAGUUCGAAGACUUGCAAGAUCCCUGGUUCCGCACCGCGGUACACGAAGGUGAGGUUCCAUGAUCAUGGAUGACCCCAUGCUGUCGUCUAACGAUGAAUAGUCGGCCACUGUCUGAAUCUCGCCCAUCCUUUGGAAUUCGGGAACCACAUCAUGACAGACACGCCCUCAUUCGUGACGGCUGGUGCUGACGGCGUGACUCCUCAGCAGUUCCCGGAUAAUAUCAAUGCUGAGAGCAUGAAGUUCCAACCCAGUGAUAUCUUCUUGAUGCAGCAUAGACCAGAUACGCACAUCCGGCCAGGAUUCGUCGAGUUUGGUGCACCAGCUCAGGUACGUCUCCUUCCCGAGCGUCUUGACACGAAUGCACCGCAAGCUGAUUCUCAGUAGAAUGAAGUCCCUCCUCCGGCUGUAGACCUGGAUGGACAGACUGCCAAGAUGAAGACGAGGGACGUUGAGA